AUGUCCAGAUAAUCAUUCAAAGCACCAGGUUGCAGAAUGAAAACAGGAUUAAUGGAAAAGGAAGAAUUUGACAAAUUAGGAUUUACAGAAGAAAGUUCUUGGGAAAACGAAGAAGCUGAAUAAAAGUUUUUAUUUAGUAAAAUAUUAGAAAAGAAGAAAUUAGCAUUCGAAAAUUCCAAAAAUAAUUUUUAAUAAAAAUAGAAAUAAUAGUAAACAAAAUUGCCUGAAUGA
Messenger RNA from Ichthyophthirius multifiliis, 231 nucleotides. RefSeq lists its product as hypothetical. NCBI's taxonomy places the organism in Eukaryota, Ciliophora, Oligohymenophorea, Hymenostomatida. The transcript has 2 exons. The record is from RefSeq and is a predicted model, not a curated record.